Messenger RNA from Pelecanus crispus (Dalmatian pelican), 442 nucleotides. Lineage: Eukaryota; Metazoa; Chordata; Aves; Pelecaniformes; Pelecanidae. The record is from RefSeq and is a predicted model, not a curated record.
AUGUCGGCGCGGAGCUGGCGAAUGCUGCAAGUCUGCAGUUCCAAGGCUGCGUCUUUGCACUGGACAGGUGAGCGAGCUGUCAGUGUCUUCUUGCUGGGUCUUCUUCCUGCAGCCUACCUGUAUCCUGGACCAGCCAUGGACUAUUCACUGGCUGCAGCCCUCACUCUCCAUGGCCACUGGGGUCUUGGACAGGUUAUAACUGACUACGUCCAUGGAGAUACACCCAUUAAAUUGGCCAAUACAGGUCUGUAUGUACUGUCGGCCGUUACCUUUGCUGGCCUCUGCUGCUUCAACUAUUACGAUGUUGGUAUCUGCAAAGCUGUUGCCAUGCUGUGGAGCCUCUAAGAUGCAACCGAGUCCCUGACAAACAUGAUUGUUCACUGCUGCCUCUGCUUCACCAUAUUUUUCCCAACGUGUUUAAUGCAAAACAAAUGAAUAACCA